Molecule: messenger RNA, 2924 nt
Organism: Mastomys coucha (southern multimammate mouse)
Lineage: Eukaryota; Metazoa; Chordata; Mammalia; Rodentia; Muridae
Gene: Mfn2
Product: mitofusin 2
Exons: 20
Coding region: 465-2738 (757 amino acids)
Biological process (GO): mitochondrion localization; mitochondrial fusion
Cellular component (GO): mitochondrial outer membrane
Molecular function (GO): GTP binding; GTPase activity
Source: RefSeq, a predicted model, not a curated record
UAGGACACGGGACGGUUACCAGGCACGCGGAGGCUCCUUUUGGAACGCAGAGUCUCUGGACACUGUCUUAUAGGAGUGGUAGGGUUGAAGUGACUGCGUUCAGAGGCCAUCGGCUCAUCCGGACUGCAGCGGGGCGAGUGACGAGCGCAGCCCCCUCCCUUCCCGCUUCUGUCGGUGUGGCGCCGGCUGGUGACGUGUUGGGUGUGAUGGCCGCCUCGAGGCCGGGAAGGUGAAGAGUUUGGACAGGUGGAGUCAGCACCAUCAGUAGCCAACCUGGACCUGAAUCAGCACAGAGGAGACCUCAAAUCUUUUUCAUCUUUUUGACUCCAGCCAUGUCCACGAUGCCCAACCUGUGAAGGUCUCUUACCAGCUAGAAACUUCUCCUCUGUUCCAGUUGUGCAGCAGACGAUCUCUGGACCUGUUUUGUUUUCUCUGCUAGGAGUUGCUGCAUAUAAACUGGCGAGAUGUCCCUGCUCUUUUCUCGAUGCAACUCCAUCAUCAACGUCAAGAAGGAUAAGCGACACAUGGCUGAGGUGAAUGCUUCCCCUCUCAAGCACUUUGUCACUGCCAAGAAAAAGAUCAAUGGCAUCUUUGAGCAGCUGGGGGCCUACAUCCAAGAGAGUGCCAGCUUCCUUGAAGACACCCACAGGAAUACAGAACUGGACCCAGUUACCACAGAAGAGCAGGUCCUGGAUGUCAAAGGGUACCUGUCCAAGGUCAGGGGCAUCAGCGAGGUGCUGGCCAGACGGCACAUGAAGGUGGCUUUUUUUGGCCGGACGAGCAAUGGGAAGAGCACAGUGAUCAAUGCCAUGCUCUGGGACAAAGUUCUGCCAUCUGGGAUCGGCCAUACCACCAAUUGCUUCCUUCGAGUUGGGGGCACAGAUGGCCACGAGGCCUUCCUCCUCACAGAGGGCUCAGAGGAGAAGAAGAGUGUCAAGACUGUGAACCAGCUGGCCCAUGCCCUCCAUCAGGACGAGCAGCUUCAUGCAGGCAGCUUGGUGAGUGUGAUGUGGCCUAACUCCAAGUGUCCGCUUCUGAAGGAUGACCUCGUGCUGAUGGACAGCCCUGGGAUCGAUGUCACCACGGAGCUGGACAGCUGGAUUGAUAAGUUUUGCCUGGAUGCUGAUGUGUUUGUGCUGGUGGCCAACUCAGAGUCCACGCUGAUGCAGACGGAGAAGCAGUUCUUCCAUAAAGUGAGUGAGCGUCUCUCCCAGCCCAACAUCUUCAUCCUGAACAACCGCUGGGAUGCAUCUGCCUCGGAGCCUGAGUACAUGGAGGAGGUGCGGCGGCAGCACAUGGAACGCUGCACCAGCUUUCUGGUGGAUGAGCUGGGUGUGGUGGAUCGAGCUCAGGCUGGAGACCGGAUCUUCUUCGUGUCUGCCAAGGAGGUGCUCAGUGCCAGGGUCCAGAAAGCCCAAGGCAUGCCAGAAGGAGGCGGCGCUCUUGCAGAAGGUUUUCAAGUGAGGAUGUUUGAGUUUCAGAAUUUUGAGAGGCGGUUUGAGGAGUGCAUUUCCCAGUCUGCAGUAAAGACCAAAUUUGAGCAACACACAGUCCGGGCCAAGCAGAUUGCAGAGGCUGUUCGUCUCAUCAUGGAUUCCCUGCACAUCGCAGCUCAGGAGCAGCGGGUUUAUUGUCUAGAAAUGCGGGAAGAGAGGCAAGACCGGCUGAGAUUUAUUGACAAACAGCUGGAGCUCCUGGCUCAAGACUAUAAGCUUCGAAUUAAGCAAAUGACAGAGGAAGUGGAAAGGCAGGUGUCCACAGCCAUGGCUGAAGAGAUCAGGCGCCUCUCUGUGCUAGUUGACGAGUACCAGAUGGACUUCCACCCAUCCCCAGUUGUCCUCAAGGUUUAUAAGAAUGAACUGCAUCGCCAUAUAGAGGAAGGCCUGGGCCGGAACAUGUCUGACCGCUGCUCCACAGCCAUUGCCAGUUCACUGCAAACUAUGCAGCAGGACAUGAUAGAUGGCUUGAAGCCCCUUCUUCCUAUGUCUGUGCGGAAUCAGAUAGACAUGCUGGUCCCUCGACAGUGUUUCUCCCUCAGCUACGACCUGAAUUGUGACAAGCUGUGUGCUGACUUUCAGGAGGACAUCGAGUUCCACUUCUCCCUUGGAUGGACUAUGCUAGUGAACAGGUUCCUGGGCCCCAAGAAUAGCCGCCGGGCCUUGCUAGGCUACAGUGAUCAGGUUCAGCGUCCUCUCCCUCUGACACCUGCCAACCCCAGCAUGCCCCCCUUGCCACAGAGCUCCCUCACUCAAGAGGAGCUCAUGGUCUCCAUGGUUACUGGCCUGGCCUCUCUGACAUCCAGGACCUCCAUGGGCAUUCUCGUGGUCGGAGGAGUGGUGUGGAAGGCAGUGGGCUGGAGACUCAUCGCCCUCUCCUUUGGACUGUAUGGCCUCCUGUACGUCUAUGAGAGGCUGACCUGGACCACCAAAGCCAAGGAGAGGGCCUUCAAGCGCCAGUUUGUGGAAUAUGCCAGUGAAAAGUUACAGCUCAUUAUCAGUUAUACCGGCUCGAACUGCAGCCACCAAGUCCAGCAGGAAUUGUCUGGGACAUUUGCUCAUCUGUGCCAGCAAGUUGACAUCACCCGAGAUAAUCUGGAGGAGGAAAUUGCUGCCAUGAACAAGAAAGUCGAGGCUCUGGACUCACUUCAGAGCAAAGCCAAAUUGCUCAGGAAUAAAGCCGGCUGGUUGGACAGCGAACUCAACAUGUUCACACACCAGUACCUGCAGCCCAGCAGAUAGUGGGCAGCCAGGGUGGACCUGCAUUGAGAAGAGGCGGGGCUGCAACUCCAUCAGCUCUAGUCCUUGGCCGCUGCAGAGAGAAGGAAAGCACCCACUGUCUUGUACGAGUUACUCCCUCCCCCCUGCAGGAAGACCCCCAGCUCAUACCCUAAUGGAGACCAACAAGGACUGGAGAGCUCUGUCCAA